Fomitopsis serialis is the source of this 1802-nucleotide messenger RNA. RefSeq names its product 3-oxoacid CoA-transferase. The record is from RefSeq and is a predicted model, not a curated record. Gene Ontology annotation, biological process: ketone body catabolic process. The coding region runs from base 210 to 1787 and encodes 525 amino acids. The transcript has 11 exons. Gene Ontology annotation, molecular function: succinyl-CoA:3-oxo-acid CoA-transferase activity. NCBI's taxonomy places the organism in Eukaryota, Fungi, Basidiomycota, Agaricomycetes, Polyporales, Fomitopsidaceae.
UAGUGACGUCGUGACAGACGCGUCCUGGUUGGCUGCCCGCGUCCGGCUUCAGUCGUUCCCUACGCCGGUGCUCCGGCUUGAGCCUGGAAUACCCUUUCGCAGCUGUGUAUAAAAGUCUUCUCCGCAAUGGCUCUCCACCUCUCCCACCCCGCAUCGCGUGGACCCCGCUCCUUCUCGUCGCGCGCGUCGCACCCACCACCACAGACGAGAUGUGGGCACUCAAGUCCAGCAGACCCGCAGUCCGCAAUCUCCGCAGACCCGUCCUCGUCGCGGCGCGCGUCCGCUUCUACACCGUCGUCCAGGAUGCCCCCAUACCCAAGAAGACCAAAGUCUGGAGCUCCGUAGAGGAGGCCGUCAAGGAUGUCAAGAGCGGCGACACCGUCCUGUGCGGAGGGUUCGGUCUGUGCGGCAUCCCGGAGACUCUCAUCGAGGCCCUCACUCGCCGGAAAGACGUCAAGAACAUCACCGCCGUCUCCAAUAAUGCGGGUGCAAAGGACCUUGGCCUCGUGAGAUUGGUGCAGUCCGGGCAGCUUGAGAAGCUGAUGAUCUCGUACCUUGGCGGGAACAAGUUCCUCGAGCAGAAGUACUUGCAGGGCGAGGUCGGCAUCGAGCUCGUGCCCCAGGGUACGCUCGUUGCCCGUCUGAAGGCGCAUGCCUCCGGUUACCCCGCGGUCCUUACCCCGACUGGCGCGCACACCGCUGUUGAGCGGGGUGAUAUUCCGAUUCGGUACAACCCCGGAGGUAUGCAGCACGGCGUCGCGGUACCAGGUAGCAAGAAGCAAACGAUGGACUUCGACGGUCGGAGAUACGUCGUCGAGCCAGCAUUGGUCGGUGAUGUCGCAUUCGUGCAUGCAUGGAAAGCGGAUGAGGUCGGCAACUUGGUCUUCAGGUACACUGCCAACAACUACAACGCUGUAAUGGCCCGGAAUGCCAAGCUCACCAUCGUCGAAGCCGAGGAGAUUGUUCCCGUCGGAAGCUUAUCACCAAACGCCAUCCACAUCCCUGGUAUUUACGUCGAUCGGAUAGUCAAGGCCACGGAGCCUAAAUCCAUUGAGGUCCUCGCCCUCCGUCAGGAAAGUGAGUCCCUUUCGAAACAGGACGAAGGCGCAAGCAAGGACAAGGCGGCACACGACUGGCGGCAUAAGAUCGCGAAGCGCGCUGCUCGGGAAAUUGGCGAUGGAUUCUAUGUCAACCUCGGUGUGGGCGUUCCUACCCUCGUCCCUGAGCACCUCGCGGCUGGCACCACGGUCUGGGUGGAGAGCGAGAACGGUAUCCUCGGAAUGGGCCCUUAUCCGACGAAGGACGAAGUUGACCCUGAUAUCAUCAACGCUGGAAAGGAAACGACCACGCUUCUACCCGGCGCAGCCUGCUUCGAUUCAAUUGAGUCGUUCGACAUGAUUCGUGGAGGACAUAUGGACGUUACUUGCCUCGGUGCGAUGCAGGUUUCCCAGGCGGGUGAUAUUGCCAACUUCAUGAUUCCUGGCAAGCUGGUCAAGGGUAUCGGCGGUGCGAUGGACUUGGUCUCAAACCCGGACAAGACGAAGGUCAUUGCACUCACGCAGCACUGCGCCAAGGACGGCACGCCGAAGAUCGUGGCAGAGUGCUCACUUCCCAUCACGGGCGCACGCGCUGUCAGCAUGAUCGUCACCGACCUCGCCGUGUUCGACGUUGACAGGAAGGCGGGCGAGCUGACGUUGAUCGACAUCGCUGAGGGACUCACGGUGGAGGAGCUGAAGUCUAAGACGGCCUGCGACUUCAAGGUGUCCCCGAACCUUGGUACCUUCUAAGCAUCAUACUGUGUA